GGGAUAACGUGGCCGUGUAAACAUCGCCUCGAAAUCUCGCCCAAAUCGCACGACUCGGGAAGGACGACCCAGGGCUUCCUCUCUCACUCCCCCCUCCUUCCUAGCCAACAGGACUCGAGGAUCCCAGCCAUACGAACCCCCCGAGGCCAGGACGCCCUCCAACCAGGAGCACAGGAGGGCCAUAAAGCGAGAGAUAAGAGCGAGAGAGAGGGGAGAGGCGAGGCUGCCGACGUGGCUCGCGGUCCGGUGGUGUCAGCGCCCCCGAGGAAAUGCACUCGCCUCGGGCCUGAUUUGUCCUAAUAGCACGAGCCUCCCUCUCUCUCCCUCUCUCCUGUCGCCAAGGUACCGAGAUAUACUAAAAAGCCAAGAUGGGGUCUGAUAAAAAUGCACAAGGGCACAUCCUCAAAUAUGUGAGCCUGGUAACACUCACAGUACAAAACUCUGCCGUUGCAUUAAGUAUGCGCUAUGCAAGGACUCGGACAGGAGAUAUGUUUAUUGCAUCCACAGCUGUUGUGAUGGCAGAGUUCGUAAAGCUGUUGGCUUCUCUCUUUCUAGUGUGGAAGCAAGAGGGAUCUGUGCAGCACUGGUUCAUGGCACUACACACCCAAAUAUGGCAGCAGAAAUUAGACACUCUGAAAGUGUGUGUUCCCUCAUUUAUUUACCUUGUGCAGAAUAAUCUGUUGUAUGUGUCUGCCUCCAACCUCGAUGCUGCGACCUACCAGGUGACAUAUCAGAUGAAGAUUUUAACAACUGCCAUGUUUGCGGUUCUGAUUUUGAGAAAGCAGCUCCGUGGCACUCAGUGGUUAGCUUUGGUGUUCCUGACUGCUGGCGUAGCUCUGGUGCAGCUGUCCUCGACCGAUGGAGGCUCCUCAGCCAGCUCUAGUGAUCAAAAUCGUCUUUUGGGUUGUGUAGCUGCAAUUGCAGCAUGUUGUUGCUCAGGAUUUGCAGGAAUCUACUUUGAAAAAAUUCUGAAAGGGUCAGAUGUUUCAGUUUGGGUCAGAAAUGUUCAGCUGUCAUUCCUGUCACUGCCCUUGGGUGUCAUGACUGCAUACAUGAAUGACUUUUCAUCUAUCACUGAAAAAGGGUUCUUCUUUGGGUAUGAUGGGUAUGUGGCAUACUUAGUAGUCCUCAAUGCCGUUGGGGGCUUGUUAGUGGCCAUGGUCGUUAAGUAUGCAGACAACAUUUUAAAGGGCUUUGCAACUUCAUUAGCAAUUGUGUUAUCUACAAUUGCCUCAGUAUUUAUGUUUGGUUUUGUAAUAACAUUCCAGUUUGCAGUUGGCACCGCAAUGGUGAUUGGCUCAAUCUUCCUGUACAGCCACGAGCCAAAGAAACCAACAGCCAACCCCAUGAUGAAGUUGAUGUAGUUCUCUGAGACUGCUCUAGGCGAAUGGAGGUGGACUUUGUGAAUAUUUGCACGAAUGACUUGUUGCACUGUUGUUAAUGCAUACCGAAUAAUCCUAUUUAUUUUUGUAUCCUGCCAUGGGUGUAAUUGUUGAUUGCAUACUUGCGACUGAAAUGUGAGUGUUGUUAUACAUACUGAUUUUUAAUAUGAAGAAUUGCUGUGAAGGUUGUUUAAGGUUUGAAAUAUAUCUGAAUUUAU
Penaeus monodon (black tiger shrimp) is the source of this 1600-nucleotide messenger RNA. It is a transcript of the gene Ugalt, whose product is annotated as UDP-galactose translocator-like. Gene Ontology annotation, biological process: pyrimidine nucleotide-sugar transmembrane transport. The record is from RefSeq and is a predicted model, not a curated record. The transcript has 7 exons. Lineage: Eukaryota; Metazoa; Arthropoda; Malacostraca; Decapoda; Penaeidae. Gene Ontology annotation, cellular component: Golgi membrane. Gene Ontology annotation, molecular function: UDP-galactose transmembrane transporter activity. Bases 369 to 1364 code for a protein of 331 amino acids.